GAAGCGGUGCAAAACAUUGCAACUGAUCGUGCUCUCCCAAUAUUGUAUUUCUUUCAGAUCUGAUCAUACUCACCCUCCUCUGCUCUACAAUCAUUGUUUGAUUUCUUGAGAGAUAGUUGAAUCGUGGAAGAAAGUUGGGUGUUUGGUUGCCAUGAUAUCGCAGUUUUUUGUAUUAUCGCAGAGAGGCGAUAACAUCGUUUUUCGUGAUUAUCGUGGUGAUGUGCAAAAAGGAAGUGCAGAGAUAUUUUUUCGUAAAGUGAAGUUCUGGAAAGAGGAUGGGGAAACUGAGGCUCCACCUGUCUUUAAUGUGGAUGGUGUCAACUACUUUCAUGUAAAAGUGGUCGGAUUGCUGUUUGUUGCAACCACUAGAGCAAAUGUGUCACCUUCUCUUGUCUUGGAGCUUCUGCAAAGAAUAGCACGUGUUACUAAAGAUUACCUUGGCAUCCUUAAUGAAGAUUCUAUACGGAAAAACUUUGUGCUUGUGUAUGAAUUACUUGAUGAAGUUAUCGAUUUUGGUUAUGUGCAAACAACAUCGACUGAAGUUCUAAAGGCAUCUGUAUUUAAUGAACCAAUCAUGAUUGAUGCAACACAUAUGCCACCUCUUGGUCCGGCUGCCCUCUUUAUGCAAGGCAGCAAAAGAAUGCCUGGGACGGCUGUUACAAAAUCAGUUGUAGCUAAUGAACCUGGGGGUAGGAAGAGGGAGGAGAUAUUCGUGGAUAUAAUUGAAAAAAUAAGUGUUACAUUCAGCUCUAGUGGAUAUAUACUAACUUCUGAGAUAGAUGGCACCAUUCAAAUGAAGAGUUAUCUUUCUGGCAAUCCAGAAAUCCGAUUAGCUCUCAAUGAGGACCUAAAUAUAGGAAGAGGUGGCAGAUCAGUAUAUGAUUAUGGCGGUUCUAGUGGAUCAGGAUCAGUUAUACUAGAUGACUGCAAUUUCCAUGAAUCAGUGCAUCUUGAUAGUUUUGAUGUGGAUAGAACUCUGACUCUUGUUCCCCCUGAUGGUGAAUUCCCUGUCAUGAAUUAUCGCAUGACGCAGGAAUUCAAGCCACCUUUUCGUAUCAACACCCUGAUCGAAGAAGCAGGAUCACUGAAGGCUGAGGUGAUUCUGAAAAUACGGGCCGAGUUCCCUCAAAAUAUCAAUGCAAAUACAGUUGUAGUACAGAUGCCGCUGCCAACAUACACAUCCAGAGUUAGUUUCGAGUUGGAACCUGGAGCAGUUGGACAAGUGACCGAUUUCAAGGAGUCAAAUAAGAAACUCGAGUGGGGGUUAAAGAAGAUUGUUGGUGGAUCUGACCAUACACUGCGUGCCAAGUUAACAUUUUCACAUGAGUCACAUGGUAAUAUAACAAAAGAAGCUGGCCCUGUCAGCAUGACCUUCACCAUACCAAUGUAUAACUGCUCAAGACUCCAGGUGAAAUACUUGCAAAUUGCGAAGAAGUCGAAAACAUAUAAUCCAUAUCGGUGGGUGCGAUACGUUACCCAAGCCAAUUCUUAUGUGGCUCGCAUAUGAUUAGUUUGAGCUUCUAAACGUCCUUGUAAUGUCUUCGUUUUCUUCACUUUCUCUCCUUUCCAUCUCUAUGACGUGUUUAAUUUAAUAGCUAUCCCGUUCAUGUAACAAUAGAUUUCUGCUUUUACGUGGUAGGAGUUGCCAAAUAGGCCGGUGUUGUAUGACUCCAACCUAAAUGCAAUCACCAUCUCAUUUAUCUCCGAUAA
Molecule: messenger RNA, 1710 nt
Organism: Cynara cardunculus var. scolymus (artichoke)
Lineage: Eukaryota; Viridiplantae; Streptophyta; Magnoliopsida; Asterales; Asteraceae
Product: AP-4 complex subunit mu
Exons: 14
Coding region: 152-1507 (451 amino acids)
Biological process (GO): protein targeting; Golgi to lysosome transport
Cellular component (GO): cytoplasmic vesicle; trans-Golgi network; clathrin adaptor complex
Source: RefSeq, a predicted model, not a curated record